Molecule: messenger RNA, 1074 nt
Organism: Aspergillus welwitschiae
Lineage: Eukaryota; Fungi; Ascomycota; Eurotiomycetes; Eurotiales; Aspergillaceae
Exons: 1
Coding region: 73-1074 (333 amino acids)
Source: RefSeq, a predicted model, not a curated record
CUGGUCGAUUGUCAUGCUGUUGCCCACGACCGCAACUUUCUGCAAUUCAAUACAUAACCAUCUCCUCUAGCCAUGCCUGGAAACGCGCCAUUCAGUGCAGAAGCCUCCAUUUCAAGUACACCCUAUACGCCUGCUACUUUUCGCGAUGAGCACUACACGCCCUGCAGGCCUACUGCAGAUAUUCCCCGGUUUUUACAAAAGGACCUAUCUGUCGAACGACUUAAUAAAAUCAACAAAGACCUAUGGUUGGCUGGGCGACCUAUGCCGCCCAGGCCCUUGAACUAUCAGGUCGCAACAUCACGAGUCAUCGUCCCAGAUGAAAGAAUUGACAUGCACAUGGUCUGGGAGCACUCUCGGCGCAUCCAUUUGAAGCCGAUCCCGCGAUACCUUCUAAACCAUCAAUUUUGGGAGUCUCAGAUGACCUGCGACGAACUCUGUCCCUGCAUAUCUAAUCAACUUUACUGCCAGGCAGAUAAAGGGGACAAGGUUUGUCAGCGAAAGAAACUAUACGAAUGUGCCCUCGGAUUUUUAUUCUCCUACAUUGCCUUAAUUGAGCGAGAGUGUGAUUUUGCAAUUGCCCAGGACCAUCACCUCUUACAGAAAAAUGUCACCUGGGAGGGCUGGCAUAAAUUGGUCCAACAACUUUUGCAAAACGGAAACGCUAACCCCAGAAAUAUCAACGAUCGAUAUUUGUUCGGCGAACUUCGGCUCUCACGACUCAACAAAAUCUAUAAUUUUCGUUACGGCAGUAUCCGAGGUUAUCAGUUCCCAUACCAGACGUACGACGAGCUAUUCCGGGACUAUCUCACACCCCUCACCGCAACGACUGUUUACGUCGCUUUAGUGUUGACGGCAAUGCAGGUUGGGCUGGCUACCAAUUGCCUUAGUGACAACCUUGCGUUUCGGAGAGCUUCGUAUGGCUUCACUGUCUUCUCCAUUCUUGGACCGCUCGUUGCGAUUCUGUUGGUUGGCUUUAUUGGGCUCUUCUAUUUUAUCAGGGACCUCGUGGUGACAUUGAGAUUCAAACGGGAGCGAUUUGCACACUAUAAGCUAUUGAGCUCACAAAGCCUCUGA